AGUUAGCAAUGUAAACGCAAACCAGUAAAUGAGGCACUAACAAAACUACAAGUUUAACUAUUCAGAGAGAUUCUGCGAACACCAGGAUGAUAUGCCGAAGGAGCUCAAACAGCAGCAAAAUCUCUUCAUCAAAAAGUCUUUGAAUAGACAUCUAGGAGUCGGAGGACCAUCAACCAGUGACCACUCAGAGAAUUCCAGAACAUCAACUCCAACAGUUUCUGAGGAUGAAUCAGGAGCUAAGACGAGUAGUCGUGGAUCUGACCAAGUGGACACUGAGCACCGACAAACACCACCCUCCAGGCCUCCACAUGGAGCUUCAACACCACCAACUAGACCUCCACAUGUAGCUUCAACACCGCCCACUAGACCCCCACAUGUAGCUUCAGCACCGCCCACUAGACCUCCACAUGUAGCUUCAGCACCGCCCACUAGACCUCCACACGGCACGUCAGUAGAUGUGGCAGCUGACGAGCGGGCUGCGCGGUUGAAGGCCGAACAGUUCCAACAAGCGCUGAACGACUCGGCCAACGAGGCAGAGUCCUCCUCUGUCAGUACUUCUUCGGAUGGUCGUGACAGCAGAACGAGCGGGGAUUUCAAAACUAGCAAACGGCCGAUGAAAAACAAGAGAGAUCACCCGGGAAGAGGAGGGUUCUCUCACAGAGGUGGUUACAGAGGUGGUAAAUUUGACAGGAGAGAUACUGGAAGGAUGGGACACGGACACUUCCCUAGAGGGCCUCGUCCAAUGAACAUGAUACCGUUCCAGCAUCGUCCACCUCCCCCAAACUUUCACAUGCUGGAGCAACUUUCUCAGUCACCCAGAGACAGCGCCUUCAUACCCAGCCCAAGAAGAACGCCACGCCACUCCGAGAGCAGUUCUUGUGGUUCACCUCGACUCUACUCCGGAGCAGGACAAACUCCUCCCCAAUCUCCCCGACACUUCUACGAGAGCCCAAUCCACAGUCCACUACGUCACCACAUUUCUCCUUACAGCUCCCCUCCUCGACACCCUGCUUCUCCCAUUCCUAGGAUGAUGCAUCCUGCUGAGCACAUGAUGCAGCCUCACCCUGCUCACGCUAUGAUGGGUCGCCAGCAUCCCAUGCCCGCCAUCCCUGUACCGAUACCUAAUCAACAGGAAGUAGGAUCCUUCUCAGGAACCCCGCCCCCUCACUUCCAUCCUAUGAACAGUCCACAUAUGAGACCUAUGACUCCAGAACAGCAGCAUCAUAUGAUGGCAGCAAUGCAACAUCGGGCUGUAGAUCAACAGCAACAACAACAGCAGCAACAACAACAGGUGCAACAAAUGGAGCAACAGCAGAUGGUUCAGCAGAUGAAAAUGAAACAAACCCAGGAUAUGGCUCAAAUGUUCCAGCAGAUGCAAAAGAUGCAGAUGCAAGGUCAAAAUAUGACCUUGACACCUGAUCAAAUCGCCCAGUUUAUGCAGUAUUGCACAUUGGCGAACCAACAGGUCAUGGCGAACCAGGGUCUAAGCAUGAUUCCAGGUGGUCAGAACAUGGUGGCACCUCCUUGGAUGCAGCAAGGAGCUCAACAACAAGAAAUGAUGAUGAAUUCUGUAUCUCAAUCGGGCGCCGAGCUACCUCCUCAGAUGAUGCAUCAACUACCGAUGGGACAGCAUGUUCACCCCAUGUUCUUAGCACAACAGCAGGCUCAAAUGCAGAGCUUUAUGGCUGGACAACAGCUCUCUGAUCAGCCAACUCAACCACUUACUGGUCAGCGGCUACCUGGUCAACCGGUUCAUGGUCUGAUGCCUGGAGGUCUUUCAGCUCAGCACUUCAUGCAAGGCCAGCUACAAAGUCAACAGAUCAUGAUACCAAGACCAAUACAUCCAGAGAUGGGCAACAUUUCAAACAUAACCCCUCCUCAGAACACACCCUUAUUAGAUCCUGCACUUGGUAUACCACCACGACAGUUUGGUAUCAACAUACCGGCUCCCGCUGCCGUUACCACUCAACCUCAUCUUGCUCCAGUCUCCGAUGUUAGAGUUCCCUCUCCCAGUUUACAACUGGAGGACUCUUCUGCAAUUGAGAGCUCAGCUACUGAACCUGUCUCUACAACUUCCAGUGUGACAUCCCAAGAUGCUUUCCAAGCCAGUGCUCCGCCCAUCGCCACCACUAAGAGCACCGAGGUACCAGCUCCCAGCUCCGAAGCUGUACCACCGCCAGCUGCUAAAACCUCCUCUGCUUCUGAGACUCCAGUAAAGCAAACUAAAACACCAGGGCUUAUUCGGCUGCCACCUCAACUACCAACAGAAGAGGACCUGUUAAAGUCACCAGACGCUGCUGGGACCCCGGUUAACAUGAAGAAGAACUAUUGGCAGAACCGCCAAAAGUCAAGUGAGUCAGGAGAAAAGAAGGCUCUACCUAAAACUGAGCAGAUAAAAGAAGAGCCGGAGACAACAGAACCUCCUCCUGUGCUGGUGAGCGAGCCGGAAAAGGUGAGAUUACCCUCUAGCUCUCCCGAGCCAGCUGAUAUACCGCUUCCUGCUGAGAAACCAGUUCCUCCAGAAACUCCCAAGAAGAAGUCGGACAAGCAGAUAAAACCCAGAGGCUUCAACUUGAGUGAUCUGGGGGAUCUGGUGACUAAAACGGUCACUCACAACAACAACAUCCCCAAGACAGACAUCAGAGCAGCUGCAGAUAGUGGUAGUGUGGAGGUUGUCCUGAAUCAGGGGUACAGGAGGACACAUUCGCCCUGUCCAGCUAGAGCUGUGGACACACGGGAAAAGGGCGACACCUGGCGUCCGCUAACUAAAGCUAAACCUGAGCCGGAGCCGACUAGCACAUGGCGGGCAGCUCAGGACAAUCCUGCAAGCUCCUCUAAUCCUGCAAGCUCUUCUAACACUGCCAGCGCUUCUAACACUGCCAGCUCCUCUGCUAGCACUUUCAAGGUUCUGGAAGAGGAUCCUGAGAGAACAAAGGCCCUCCAGGAAGCAGAGGCGAUGAACUUAAAAACAGGGCAUCAGAUUCAAUAUGCUAUCGAGAAGUUGCAGAAGGAGUCCAGGAUUAAGUCCGUAUCUGAAUCUUCAUCGAAAAGUGUGAUAGAGGAUGUGGCGGGGGAGGAGGCGUGGUACGACGAAGAAGACGAGGACAGGAUCGACUGCUUCGAUCUUACCAUCUGACCCUAGAAGACAAUCUUAAAUCUUGAAUAAUGCUACAAUUUGCAAAAAAUCAAAUCAAAUGUGUGGGUUGGUUGGUUAAGGACGUGUUAUGAUAGUGGUACAUAGUAUGUCAUGCGAUUAGCUUAUAUUUUGGGCAUAUAUAUGCAUGUCACGUGGCAUAUCGUGCUCCCGGUUUAAUCUGACUUUGAUAGAAUAUACAAUAUAUGUUUUUAUAUUUGAUGUGUCUGAUACGGGGUAACCCGACCCCCUAACGGCUUGAUAAUUGCCCCUAGAUAUGAGAACUUUUGAUCAGUCACCGUUAUAUUAGGCAACCCUCAUUAUAUAUUACAGCUGACAGCUGCACCUGUUUUUUCUCAGGCUGGGGAAGAAUUUAGAUUAUCUUGAUAGUGUGGCAAUAAUUGUUACAACAUAAAAUUUAUCCAAUCUGUCCAGUCUAUCUCAGAAUACAUUUGAUUGUUUAGAAUUUAGGUUUUCCUACCCUGGAGCGUUCCUACCUUGAUGGUGUAUAAACUAUUCUUUUAUUAAAAAUCUUUGAUUUAUUGAUAUUUUAAAUGUCCCAAUACUUUGCUAAAUUUAUAUAAGUCCAGUCCAGCAGAGCAUAUAUAUCUUUGUACUUUUAUAUGAAGUUGAACAACUGUGCAAUUUCACAAGAGGUCUUGAUUAAUGACGCAGUUGGUAGGUCUUACAGAGAUGUGUCCUCGUUGUACUUCUAUACAUCGGACUGUAAAACUAUUCAGUUAAUAAGCUUCAUUCUUGACAGGAAGACAAAUCAUGGCUUCUCAAUUCGCAACUUUUGACCCAAAUGUACUUUCAAGUUAGUUAACAAUUACAAGUUAAUUAAUAAUUACAAGUUAAUUAACAAUUACAAGUUAAUUAACAGUUGGCCAGUUCUCUAAACACCAUUCUCUACAUAUUAUUUGUGCUCUAUAUGAAUUAUUAAUGCUGUGCCUGCGAUAGUAGUAAAAUAUAACUUUAAAACUAAUUUGUAUUAAUAUAAAUGUCUCUCAUCUGUCUAGUAUUUAAGAUUAGAUUAGCCUAGAAUUUAAUUUAAUUGAGGAUGUGUCAGCUGAUGAUGUUUGUCGUAGUGCACUGUGAUGUUUUCCCCGUCUUAAUUUUCUUUAGGAUGUUUUAAUCUUGGCUUUCCUUUCGAUACA
Bolinopsis microptera is the source of this 4290-nucleotide messenger RNA. Its product is annotated as bromodomain-containing protein 4-like. The coding region runs from base 92 to 3136 and encodes 1014 amino acids. Lineage: Eukaryota; Metazoa; Ctenophora; Tentaculata; Lobata; Bolinopsidae. The transcript has 7 exons. The record is from RefSeq and is a predicted model, not a curated record.